AUGAACAAGUACUUUGACGAGUUCUUCGACGACAGCUCUGGUCGCAAGUGCGCAUGUGUCCGAUGCCUAAGCUGUGGCUUUGUUCGAGCCAAAAAUACAACCCGCCAGGCGGAACAUCUCGCUGAAUGCAAGGAGUUCCUGUCAACUACUGAAGGACAAGAACUAUUGAUGAAAGAAAACCUGGCCCGAAACGAACAGCAAAAUCAGAACUCGGGCGUUUGGAAUGGUGCGAAACCAAAUCCCAAUCUCGUGGUCAAUGGUCUCGGUUUGAAUCAACCUCGUGGUGGAACUACCACUAACACUCUCGGCCCAAACCCUUCGUUAGCCAACCAUUUACUGGAUCAAACUGAAGAUGCACUAAUGGGUGCUAGUCGUCACAUCUUCUUGAUGCACGCAGGUUGUGGAUCGCUCACUAAGGAUGCUCUUAACCAGUGGCUCGCACAAAUUGGAUAUAUCUCGCGGUCACUAAUCUCCUUUACCGGAACACUUAUAGGCAAGAUCCGUAUACCGGAAACCCCUGACCUAGAACUUGAUUCAACAUUUCGUUGCCUAGACUUGCUAUGCUCUGCGGUAAACAAUACGAAAAAAGAGUUGGAAUUCCUUGAAGCUGCUAAGCGGAAAUAUGGGCUAGGAGUGAAGUUUGAUGAACCUAGACCACCUACCAAAGGUUUCAUCGAUCUAUUUAACAGUGCAUCAUGCCCGUCUGCAACGCUACUUGAGGGAAUGGUUAUGCUCUGGGCCAUCGAGUUACUUUUCUACCGCUCCUUCUCCUACGCAGGCACAUUCGUCAAUCAAUCGACAUCACGGAUAACACAGCAAGAUACCCACUACCUUCCUUCUUCCUCCGUCCCUUUUCAGACACCGGCGAUACCUUGGCGCGGCCAAGCACAGACUAGUAACGACCAUAACCGGGCCCUCCGCGAAGCACUUAUCGAAAACUGGAAAUCAGAAAAUUUUGGCUGCUUUGUAGCCGCAUGCAAGUCAAUGGUCGAUGAGCUUGUCAAUGUCCAGACCUCAAAGAAUGGUGGCGCAGAACUGUUAGCCUGUGAACGUGUUUUCAAGCAGGCUAUCUGGCUAUGGGGUCAACUGUUUCCUGAAGUUAUGGUCCUGGGUGAGCAGGAUAAUUUUCACGACAGACAGAACAUCCAGGAGGACGAAGAAAAUAGCGCGAUGAAUGGAACUGACUCGGCUGAUGAUUCUCCCGAGGUUGAUGACGAACGUAAUGCGCGUGCCUCUAUUCAUUCACUGUAA
Alternaria atra is the source of this 1251-nucleotide messenger RNA. RefSeq lists its product as uncharacterized. Bases 1 to 1251 code for a protein of 416 amino acids. NCBI's taxonomy places the organism in Eukaryota, Fungi, Ascomycota, Dothideomycetes, Pleosporales, Pleosporaceae. The record is from RefSeq and is a predicted model, not a curated record. The transcript has 3 exons.